Molecule: messenger RNA, 1147 nt
Organism: Homarus americanus (American lobster)
Lineage: Eukaryota; Metazoa; Arthropoda; Malacostraca; Decapoda; Nephropidae
Product: extensin-3-like
Exons: 1
Source: RefSeq, a predicted model, not a curated record
AUGCACGCCCAUCACCAUUCACAUCUUCCUGCGCGCCGUCACCAUACGUCCGUCACCAUACACGCCCGUUACCACCGUCCCGUCACCAUACACGCCCGUCACGAUUCAUCUUCCACCCACGCCCGUUAUGCGCCCGUCCUAUCCACGCCGUCACGAUUCACGUCUUUCACUAUGCGCCGUUACCAUACGCCCGUCACCAUGCACGCCCGGCACCAUACGUCGUCACGAUACGUCUCUCCGCCACGCCCUAUUCUGCCGUACCAUGCGCCCGUCACCAUGCACGCCCGUUACCAUACAUCUUCCACCAUGCACGCCCGUUACCUAUACAUCUUCCUAUGCACGCCCGUCACCAUACAUCCGUCACCAUACACGUCCUCACCAUGCGCCGUUACCAUACACAUCUUCCACCAUGCACGCCGUCACCGCACACAUCCGUCUCCACGUCCCGUCACCAUACGCCCGUUACCAUUCAUCUUCCCACAAUGCACGCUCGUCACCAUGCACGCCCUACAAAAUGCGCCGUUACCAUUCACAUCUUCCACCACGCACGCCCGUCUGCCGCCCGUCACCAUGCGUCCCGUCACCGCACGCGUCUGUCGCCAUGCACGCCCGUUACCAUUCAUCUUCCAUCAUGCACGCCCGUCAUUCACCAUUUCAUACACGUCCGUCACCAUACACGCCCGUCACCAUUCACAUAUUCCCACCAUGCAGCCCGUCACCAUACAUGCCCGUCACCAUGCACCCAUCACCAUUCACAUCUCCCAAUGCCGUCUCAUUGACAGCUCCCACCAUGCGCCCGUCACCAUGCACCCGUCACCAUUCACAUCUCCCUACGCCCGUCUGCACGCCCGUCACCAUACGCCUUUACCAUUAUAUCUCCCACCAUUCCGUCACCAUGCACGCCCAUCACCAUUUACGCUCUCCCAUACCGUCACCAUGCACAUCUCUCACCAUGCACGCCCCCGCCACACGCCCGUCACCAUUCAUCUCCCUGCGCACGCCCGUCACCAUGCGCCCGUCAUUCACGCAUCUCCCCUGCACGCCCGUCACCAUGCACGCCCGUCACCAUUCAUCUCCCAGCCAUACCGCCCGCCACCAUGCGCCGUCACCAUUCACAUCUCCCACCAGCACGCCCGUCACCAUGCAC